Messenger RNA from Rangifer tarandus platyrhynchus (Svalbard reindeer), 1320 nucleotides. NCBI's taxonomy places the organism in Eukaryota, Metazoa, Chordata, Mammalia, Artiodactyla, Cervidae. The record is from the annotation of a GenBank genome assembly.
AUGGCGCCCCGCGCGGCCUGUGUGUGGUCCAGCUGGUGGCUGCUGUUGCUGCCCUUGCUUGGCCUGGCCGGCGCCAGCGGUCCUCGCACCUUGGUACUGCUGGACAACCUCAACCUCCGGGAGACGCAUUCGCUUUUCUUCCGGAGCCUGAAGGAUCGUGGCUUUGUACUCACAUUCAAGACCGCAGAUGAUCCCAGCCUGUCCCUCAUUAAGUACGGGGAGUUUCUCUAUGACAAUCUCAUCAUCUUCUCCCCUUCGGUAGAAGAUUUUGGAGGAAAUAUCAACGUGGAGACCAUCAGUACCUUUAUCGACGGUGGAGGCAGUGUCCUGGUAGCUGCCAGCUCAGACAUCGGUGACCCUCUCCGAGAGCUGGGCAGUGAGUGUGGGAUUGAGUUUGACGAGGAGAAAACAGCCGUCAUCGACCAUCACAACUAUGACAUCUCAGACCUUGGCCAGCACACGCUCAUUGUGGCCGACACGGAGAACUUGCUGAAGGCCCCCACCAUCGUUGGGAAAUCAUCUCUGAAUCCCAUCCUCUUUCGGGGUGUGGGGAUGGUGGCCGACCCUGACAAUCCUUUGGUGCUGGACAUCCUGACGGGUUCUUCCACCUCUUACUCCUUCUUCCCAGAUAAACCCAUCACCCAGUACCCGCACGCCGUGGGGAAGAACACCCUUCUCAUCGCGGGGCUGCAGGCCCGGAACAACGCCCGGGUCAUCUUCAGCGGCUCCCUUGACUUCUUCAGCGACGCCUUCUUCAAUUCGGCGGUGCAGAAGGCCACACCUGGCUCCCAGAGGUACUCCCAGACCGGCAACUACGAGCUGGCUGUGGCCCUCUCCCGCUGGGUGUUCAAGGAGGAGGGGGUCCUCCGGGUGGGGCCAGUGUCCCAUCAUCGGGUGGGCGAGACAGCACCACCCAACGCCUACACUGUCACUGACCUAGUGGAGUACAGCAUCGUCAUUGAGCAGCUCUCAGACGGCAAGUGGGUCCCCUUUGAUGGCGAUGACAUUCAGCUGGAGUUUGUCCGCAUCGAUCCUUUUGUGAGGACCUUCUUGAAGAGGAAAGGUGGCAAAUACAGCGUCCAGUUCAAGUUGCCUGACGUGUAUGGUGUGUUCCAGUUCAAAGUGGAUUACAACCGGCUAGGCUACACACACCUAUACUCCUCCACGCAGGUGUCCGUGCGGCCGCUGCAGCACACGCAGUACGAGCGCUUCAUCCCCUCGGCCUACCCCUACUACGCCAGCGCCUUCUCCAUGAUGCUCGGGCUCUUCAUCUUCAGCGUCGUCUUCCUGCACAUGAAGGAGAAGGAGAAGUCCGACUGA